GCGCAUGAGCAGGAGCCCGGCGAGCCCGUGAGAGGAGCCGCCGCCGCCGCCGCCGUCCAUUCGCUGCGGAGCCGGAGGAGGAGGGGAGAGGCCUGGAGGACACCAACAUGAACAAGUUGAAAUCAUCGCAGAAGGAUAAAGUUCGUCAGUUUAUGAUCUUCACACAAUCUAGUGAAAAAACAGCAGUAAGUUGUCUGUCUCAAAAUGACUGGAAGUUAGAUGUUGCAACAGAUAAUUUUUUCCAAAAUCCUGAACUUUAUAUACGAGAGAGUGUAAAAGGAUCAUUGGACAGGAAGAAGUUAGAACAACUAUACAAUAGAUACAAAGAUCCUCAAGAUGAAAAUAAAAUUGGAAUAGAUGGUAUACAGCAGUUUUGUGAUGACCUGGCCCUCGAUCCAGCCAGCAUUAGUGUGUUGAUCAUUGCGUGGAAGUUCAGAGCAGCAACACAGUGUGAGUUCUCCAAACAGGAGUUCAUGGAUGGCAUGACAGAAUUGGGAUGUGACAGCAUAGAAAAACUAAAGGCCCAGAUACCCAAGAUGGAACAAGAAUUGAAAGAACCAGGACGAUUUAAGGAUUUUUACCAGUUUACUUUUAAUUUUGCAAAGAAUCCAGGACAAAAAGGAUUAGAUCUAGAAAUGGCCAUUGCCUACUGGAACUUAGUGCUUAAUGGAAGAUUUAAAUUCUUAGACUUAUGGAAUAAAUUUUUGUUGGAACAUCAUAAACGAUCAAUACCAAAAGAUACUUGGAAUCUUCUUUUAGACUUCAGUACGAUGAUCGCAGAUGACAUGUCUAAUUAUGAUGAAGAAGGAGCAUGGCCUGUUCUUAUUGAUGACUUUGUGGAAUUUGCACGCCCUCAAAUUGCUGGGACAAAAAGUACAACAGUGUAGCACUAAAGGAACCUUCUAGAAUGUACAUAGUCUGUACAAUAAAUACAACGGAAAAUUGCACAGUCAAUUUCUGCUGGCUGGACUGAACUGAAGAUCAAUCCUCACAAUUCAGACUGAGGGUUGAGACAAAACUUUAAGGAUACAUCUUGGACCAUAUCGUAUUUCAUUCUUCUAAUGGUGGUUUGGGCUUGUCUUCUAGUCUGGGCCGCUCUAAACAUUUAUAAUUCCAACGUUGUGGAUUUCAUCUUAUCUCUGUGGACCAUCCUAGUUUAUUCACCCAUAAGUCUUAGAAGCUUUAUGGUGAUUAUUUUGAGGUUUCCAUUCUUGCAUAAAGCACAAUGCUGUCUUCAUCAGAAAACAGUUUGGCAUAAGAAUUAAAACAUAUGAACAUCACAAACAAUUUAUAAAAACUUCUUAAAUAUACGCUUUGGGCUAGUUGCAAAGACUUUGCUGAUAGCACUUCCAAUGAGAGUGAUAUAUUUAAGUGUACCGGAUCUGGAAUGGUGUUUUGGUUUGGGGGGAUUUUUUUUCUGGCAAAUCACAUGUAUUGUUGACAUGAGUAGAGUAUCUGAUGAAAGAAAUGUCAAAAUAACCAACGUGAAAAAUUUUUAGGAUAACUUGGUGCCUACCAGAAAAAUGUAUUGUGUUUCAGACUCUUGAUUUCAAAAAAGGUUCCACAGAACUAGUCUGCACUUAUCUAACCCAUGUUUAUAUAUAGUUGUCCUACAGGGAGCUUUUAUUUAGAAAAUGUUUGCAUAAUGUUAGAUUCCCCUCCUGUCUACAUUAUGCACUACAUAAUUGGAUUUCAUAAUGCUUUUGAAAUGCUUAUAUGCCUGUUGAAUAAGUUAAACUAUUUAAUUUGUUUUGAAUGUUUUGGAUUGCUACACAAUACAAUCUAAAUUUAGGCAUGAGGGUUUAUUUUUUGGUUUAUUUUUUUUUGUUUGUUUUCUUGGUCAUCGUACUAUGGAACACAAAUGAAAUUCUCUUAAUUUAUAAGAAGAUAUAGUAGGAAUUAAAUUUUGAAAAUGGUUGUGAUGAGCCAUGAAGUUCAAUCUUCAUAAUAUAGGUACUGCUUUUUCAGACAAAUAGUCCAUUUUUGAUGACUUCUUAUUUUGUUGAAAUUGUUUUAACUGCUAAUCACUGUGGUUGCCAAAUACUUACUUCAGGAGCAAAGAUUUUCAAACAAGCAUACAUUUGGUGCAAAAUACCAAUCUGACUUCUAUUUUCAUAAAUUAUUUAGUCUCUUUACUGUUUUGUUUCACUCAAAUUUGCUCAGUUUUCACAUCAAAGCAAAGGGCUGUCUUGUAUGUCUUAUUAUUAUUAUUAUUAUUAUUAUUAUUACAAGACCCAUGAACUGCUUUCAUGCUGAAAAUGCUCAUUUCUCUGUUCACUUACUGACAUGUGAAGAAGGAUUUAUUGCUUUCUUAAACAUUUCUGUAAGGCAGGUUAAAAAUGUAAAACUUCAAAUGUUGGAUGACUGGUCUUUAAGAGGAAUAGACUUCGCUUGGUAUAUUCAGGCACUCUCUGAGGUCUAGUGUUGAUAUUAAAAAACGAAUGUAUUUCAGAAUAGCAGUAUAUUUUAUGCAAAUGUGGAAAUGAUUUUAAGAAACAAUGACAUGUUAAAAUUGCUUUUUAUUUGCAUUACUUUAAAAUCAACCAGAAAGCUUUCCCCUUAGAUAUUAUGUUAAUAUUCCAAUCAUAACUUUAAUUCAAGAAUGCAGUUCUACAAGAAAAGAAAAUUUGAAAGUUUCUAUUCAGGUUACUGGAAUUGGUUAUUAAAAGAAAAGAGAAGAAGAAUCCUGCUGCUUUUAGUAUUUCUUGAUUUCAUUUUUGUAAAUAUAAAGAG
Messenger RNA from Cynocephalus volans (Philippine flying lemur), 2733 nucleotides. RefSeq names its product defective in cullin neddylation 1 domain containing 1 (gene DCUN1D1). NCBI's taxonomy places the organism in Eukaryota, Metazoa, Chordata, Mammalia, Dermoptera, Cynocephalidae. The transcript has 7 exons. The record is from RefSeq and is a predicted model, not a curated record. The coding region runs from base 108 to 887 and encodes 259 amino acids. Gene Ontology annotation, molecular function: ubiquitin conjugating enzyme binding; cullin family protein binding; ubiquitin-like protein binding. Gene Ontology annotation, biological process: protein neddylation. Gene Ontology annotation, cellular component: ubiquitin ligase complex.